AGCGUGAGUGAGUAAUCUUGCAGCCGGUCCGCUAGUCAGAAGCUCAGUCAUUCAAACAAACGAUGAAAGGGAAUACUUUGGAUUAGAUACGACUGAAAGAAAAAUAGGAGCAAAGACCAAGGGAUAGAGAAAAGGUCACGCUGACAGAGUUGAGGAUGAUGGCAGAGGGGCGUUUUGCCAGUCUGCCCAGGUCCCUCCAUGCACACCACGUCGUGGGAGGAGGCACUGUACACCAUGGAGUUCCCUCAAACUCCCUUGGCAGCACCACCUGCUCCUCCAGGGGGCUCCAGUCCUCCCUCGCCUCCUCCAUGGACCUCCUCAGCUCCAAACCGGGCUUCCCCACAGGCCAUGGCAGCGGCCUCUCAGAUCUGCCUGCUUCGGCCUACCAGCAAAUCUCCAUUCACGGGACUCUGCCUCGACGCAAGAGAGGCGGAGCAAACCUCCCCCAUGGAAACUACACCUUGAACACGUCACUGCCUCCCGGACACGCCCAUCAACCCCUGACCUCUCCACUGGUCCAACAUAUAAUCGACGACUUUCAUGGUUACAGGGAGCCUGCUGCCGGCCUGGAUGCCACGGUGGACUAUGUCAAGUUUUCCAGGGAUCAGUUCAUCGUGGACUGUCCUUCGGAGAAACUUCGCAGAGAGCUGGAGGAAGAACUAAAGAUGAACUGCGAGGAGCCGAGAAGUCACGCAUGGUACCACGGAGCGAUACCCAGACAGGUUGCAGAAAACUUGGUUCAGCGUGACGGAGACUUCCUGAUGCGUGAUUCGCUGUCAAGCCCAGGAAGUUAUGUCCUCACCUGCCAGUGGCGAAAUUCUGCCCAGCACUUUAAAAUCAACAAGAAGGUGGUAAUGUUGAACGAAGCCUAUUCUAGGGUGGAGUACCGGCUGGAGAGGGAGGGGUUCGACAACAUCCCUGCACUCAUAAGAUACUAUGUUGGCAACAGGAAGUCUGUCUCCGAGGUGGUUGGAGCCAUUAUUUUCCAGCCAAUCAACAGAGCGCUGCCGCUGCGCUGUUUGGAGGAGAAGUACGGGUUGUCCAGCCAUCACAGAGGGACGAUCAUAUCGCAGGAGAAACGUAACCAGAAGCGCCUCAGCCUCAACAUCACUAACGGACACACACAGGACAGUGCACGCACCACGCAGGACAGCACACACUGCCGGGACAACGGCACAAGCCGAGGCAGCCAGCUCAGGUUGAAGGAUCGCUGUGGCAGCCAACCAGCGAGUCUAAAUCAGGUCCCAGAGAGGCGACGCCCACUGAAGGCACACCAAUCAGAAAGCUACCUGCCUCUCGGAUCCAUACCCCAGCCUCCUGACCCUCUGCUCCCGGGCCCCAACCCCAAGUCUCCAGUGUUUCGGACGGGCAGUGAGCCGGUGCUGAGCCCCUCAGUCCCACGGAGGUCUGCAGAGUGUCUGCCAGGCCAGGCCAUCCGGGGCUCAGAUAGCCAGCUGUGUCCCAAACCUCCUCCAAAGCCCAGCAAGGUGCCCCUGGCCCGGCUGCCCCGCUCCCCCGCCCUGCAGCCUCUGGCGCCCCCCCCCAUCUCCUCCAGCCUCACAGACGCCUCCUCCACCUCCCCCAGGCUGGCUGCACCUUCCCUGGACUCCACAGGUGUGGAUACUCAUGGUUCUACAUGGAGGAGCGGAGCCACCACAGGCCCUCCUGUUCCUCCAGUGAAACCCCUGAAGUUCCUCCAACAGCUCCACCCUGCAGACUCCUACAGCUCCUCCAGUUCUCUCCUCUCCCCCGCUGAACAGUACUCAGAUUCAGAGACAAACGCAGGAUGGACUGAGCGCCUGCAGCCCAGUCCCGCAGAACCGAGGUCCUGCAGCCCACUACAGUGGGAGGAGCCAGACUCCAUGUCGGACCUCUACCUUCAGCCUCUGCCCUGCAGCUACGUGGAGAGACUGAGGAGAGAGGGAGAGGGCGGGAGACAGGAGAAGGAGAAGGAUGCGGGAGGGAGGAGAGGGCUGGAUAGGAGCUCCUACCAUCACGCCAUCGCUGCUUUGGAAAACACCAGCGAGGAAGAGGAGGAGGACGCAGGGAGGGAGGAGGAGGAGGAAGAAAAGAGGAGCAGUUUCCAGCGGCCGGUGGAAGAGACGGAGUCCACGUUCCGGCCUUCGGAGUUCGGAUCUCGACUUUUGCCGGAGGAGAACAAACCGCUGGAGAUGGUGGUGCUGAAGAGAGCCAAGGAGCUGCUGCUCAGCCACAAUCACCACAGCAUCGCCAGACACCUGCUCAUGGCCGACUGCCAGGUUGCGAGGAUAGUCGGAGUGACUCCAGAGGUCAAAGGUCAGAUGGGCGUGUCCUCCGGUCUGGAGCUGGUGACGUUGCCGCACGGUCGACAGCUGCGGCUGGACCUGAUGGAAAGGCACCACACCAUGGCGAUAGGUGUUGCCGUGGAUAUUCUGGGAUGUACGGGUAGCGCAGAUGAGCGGGCGUCCACCUUAAAUCGCAUCAUCCUGGUCGCAGUGGAGCUGAAGGACACGGUGGGCGACCUGUUUGCUUUCACGGCCCUGAUGAAAGCUCUGGAUCUGCCACAGAUCAGCCGUUUGGAGGAAACAUGGACAACUCUACGAAGGAACUACACACAGACCGCCAUCAACUACGAGAAAAUACUCAAACCUUUUUACAAUAAUCUGUAUGAGGGCACAGCUUCCUCCCCUGCGGUGGUCUGCGUCCCCCUCCUGCUGCCCCUCCUCACUUUGAUGGAGCGCCCGUCAAUCACACCUGAGGGGGCGGAGCUCUGGGAGACCAGCGACCAGGGCUGUGACAUCAUGCUGCGCCACCUAGAGGCCGCACGCCAAGUGGCACACAACUCACACAGCUACACAGCCAACGCACACAAGUUAUUACAAGGAUUGACAUGGGAUGAAGACCUGUUGGAGGUGUUUAAAACGGACUUUCAGCUGCGGCUGCUGUGGGGGAGCCGUGGAGCUUCAGUUAACCAAUCAGAUCGCUACAACAAAUUCAACCUCAUCCUCACUGCGUUGUCACGGAAACUGGAGCCCCCGCCUAAAACACAAACAUUAAUCUGACUCCAACCUGAACAAAAACUCUGACAUCAAAUGCACUUUGGACUUCAGUCGAGCAUCAGGAGGACAGGAAACAAAGAGAAGAAGAGGAGCAAACUGUGACGAGGCAGGAAGUUGAUCAGCGAGUGAUGAAGAGGAUACACUUUAAAAUCUCCAUACAAAGACUCAGCAGCCGAACCUGAUGUCAGAUGUUGAUUAGGCUCUUAAUUUGUUAAAUAUUUCACAAAAGUCUGUCGUUUUACUCUAGUUUAAAGGCUUCAAUUUCACUCAAUGACUCAUAGCUCAUAGACACCUCACAUUCUAAGAUACACAUGCAGGCAUAAUCUAAAACAUACCCGGAUCAAGAUCAUCAUUAUUACAUUUGAAUUACUCUUGCCGUUGCCAUGAUCAAGAGAUGCAGGCAAUAUCCAAAGUUCACUUAACCCUUAUGUUGUGUUCUGGUCUCCCGUGACCCGUUUCAAGUUAAAAUGAUAUCAUAACUACGCUCUAGUUUCUUUUAUCGGAACACAGCUUCAUGAUAUCCUCCACAACAGCUAUACAAACACUACAAAACUGAUUAUGACCAUUUUUGCCAAGUCUGAAGGUCUCUAAAAAAAAGAGUGUAUAAUUUGGUGGCCCACCCCCUUUAUCAAUUGUAACAAUAAUUUUUCGCAACAUGCACCUGGUCAACGCUUUUGAACACAACACAAGGUUUAAAUCCUUGGAACUUGAAUCCUUCAUGAAAUGGAAAGAUAUGCGGCUUUGUCACAGCUUAUCUUUAAAACAAUCUUUUUAAAGGGAGUUACUGAUUCCUGAGAAAAGAGCAGACACAAGGAGCUUAAACUGAGGCUUUUAAUGCUUUUUCCCUGAUAAGGCACUUGUUUUAUUUCUACUCUGACAUUCCAGUUAAUGGAGAACAUCAUUUUGCCGCAUCAAACUACAAAUAGCUCAUCUUGUGACAAAUAUAUUCAGAAGAAAAUGUCAGGAUGUGUAUGCCCUCCGUAUUUAUUUAUGUGAAAGUAGUUUUAUAAACGGAGGAAGGAAAUUUCCCUACAAAAUGCACAUCUCUGUACGUUGCUUAGAUAGAAAGAAAACAUGUGAGAGUUGCAAUGAGAUUUCUGGCUAUAAUGAUCUCUGUUACCUUCGAUAUGAAAUCACUGAAAACAAUCAUAUUAUAUAAUAACAUUAUAUAACAACAUUCACAUUAAUACAAUAUUAAACCAAGGUUUUUUUUCACAAAUCAUUAGAUAUAUAAUAUUUCCAGGUGAAAAUAUUUUUCUUUCUGCAUAAACCUGAAAAGUAAGUUAACAUGUGAGAGACUAAAGUUGUACAUAAUUGAAAAAGUAGCAUGUUAAGAGACUGUACAUAUUUCCUGUAGAAGACUGACUGUAAAAAAAAAAUGUCGCUGAUUUUAAUAUGUUUAUAUUACUAUGAAUUUAAGAAUGAAUAAAUAUGGUG
This is a messenger RNA of Notothenia coriiceps (black rockcod), 4475 nucleotides long. It is a transcript of the gene bcar3, whose product is annotated as BCAR3 adaptor protein, NSP family member. The record is from RefSeq and is a predicted model, not a curated record. The coding region runs from base 156 to 3041 and encodes 961 amino acids. Gene Ontology annotation, molecular function: phosphotyrosine residue binding; guanyl-nucleotide exchange factor activity. Gene Ontology annotation, biological process: positive regulation of peptidyl-serine phosphorylation; small GTPase-mediated signal transduction. Lineage: Eukaryota; Metazoa; Chordata; Actinopteri; Perciformes; Nototheniidae. The transcript has 17 exons.